AUGGCUCAAGACGUCGGUAUAAAAGCUAUCGAGAUCUACUUUCCUAGCCGCUAUGUGGCACAAUCAGAGCUGGAGACCUACUUGGGCGCCAGUUCCGGAAAAUACACCAUUGGGCUCGGCCAAACGAAGAUGAGUUUCUGUGAUGACCGUGAAGAUACCUACUCUCUGGCAUUGACAACUGUCUCUUCCCUGCUACGAAAGUACUCAAUUGACCCCAACACUAUCGGGCGUCUUGAAGUAGGGACAGAGACUAUGCUUGACAAGUCAAAGUCUUGCAAGUCUGUCCUUAUGCAGCUGUUCGGAGAGAACUCCGAUAUUGAGGGGGUGGACACCUACAAUGCUUGCUAUGGUGGAACAAAUGCUCUCUUCAAUGCUAUCAACUGGGUGGAGUCAUCUGCCUGGGACGGUCGAGAUGCAAUUGUCGUGGCGGCGGAUAUUGCCCUAUACGACAAGCUCGCUGCACGCCCCACUGGAGGCGCCGGCUGUGUUGCUAUGCUAAUUGGACCAAAUGCCCCUCUGGUCUUUGAGCCAACCCGUGGCUCCUUCAUGCAACAUGUUUACGACUUUUACAAAGCGGACUUCAAGUCUGAGUAUCCAAUUGUGGAUGGUCAGUUCUCAAACAAAUGCUACCUCAAGGCGCUGGAUAACUGCUAUAAGCGUUACCAAGCGAAGAAGGCUGCUCGAUUGGUCAAUGGCGUGACGGGAAAUAUCCCACUCGAUUCAUUCGAUUACUUAGCCUUCCACACCCCUAACUGCAAAUUGGUGGCCAAGUCGUAUGCACGACUGCUAUACAAUGACUACUUGGCAGAUCCAAAAAAUCCGGUCUUCAAAGACAUACCUGCCGAGGUCAAAGAGAUCGACUAUGAGAGUUCCCUUACCGACAAAAGAGUGGAAAAAGCAUUUAUGGCUUUGACACAGAAACGUUUUUCGGAGCGUGUACAGCCCGGCCUUAUGGCAGCUACUAUGUGUGGGAAUUCAUAUACAGCAUCGGUAUAUUUUGGGCUAAUCAGCCUGCUAAGCAAUGUGCAAAGCAAGGAGCUUAUGGGCAAGAGAGUUGUACUCUUUAGCUACGGGAGUGGCUUGGCCAGCAGCAUGUUUAGCCUCCGUGUUAAAGGUAAUACUGAUGAGAUGGUGAGCAAGUUGAACCUGAUUCAGCGGCUUGACGCUCGAAAGGCCGAGUCGCCCGAGUUCUAUGACGAGAUGUGCCGGCUUCGCGAAAAGGCAUACCAACAACGGAACUAUACCCCUCAAGGCAAUAUUGAAACUCUUGCCCCAGGUACUUAUUAUCUUGUGAAUGUCGAUGAAACAUUCAGGCGGACUUAUGCGACCGUGCCAUAA
Molecule: messenger RNA, 1338 nt
Organism: Nannizzia gypsea CBS 118893
Lineage: Eukaryota; Fungi; Ascomycota; Eurotiomycetes; Onygenales; Arthrodermataceae
Product: hydroxymethylglutaryl-CoA synthase
Exons: 4
Coding region: 1-1338 (445 amino acids)
Biological process (GO): ergosterol biosynthetic process; acetyl-CoA metabolic process
Molecular function (GO): hydroxymethylglutaryl-CoA synthase activity
Source: RefSeq, a predicted model, not a curated record